AUGGCAAAAGCACCAGAGGCUACGUUACAAAAGGCCACAGGAAAGACCAAAGGCAAAGGGAGAGUACAAACAAGCACCGACAAGUGGCAGGUACCCCCAACCCCGCCCAUGCCACUACUCCCACGCUUCCUUGAUAUCUUCGAGACCGAUUGGGAUGCCCCAAUUCGUGCCAUGUCUAUCAAGGGCUCACGCCGUCCCAACGCGUUACGGAAUUUAGAUAUCAACCCUCCAGAAACUACCGGACGACCCUUGAAUGACCGAGAAAUCCAAAUGGUCGAAUUUCUAAAAGGUACUGUUCUCUUCGACGGCCAGGCUCUCUGCACAAAGAUCUUGGUCAUGGAGGAAUGGGAUUGGCGCUAUCACGACGAUCAAGUCGAUAUCAAAGGCGCAGUGGCCCGACUGCGUGGACCGGACCGCCUGAUUCAACAUGUUGCUGCUGCGGCUGCGGCACUUGAUGGCAUCGAUCUCGAUGAGACUAGAAGCGAUUUUGCACCCCGGAGGAGAAUGCGCGAUUGGCUGAUCGUCACCAAGACAAUCCGCCAGCCGUGGGAGAACAGGAGCAGCCUUCUUGCCGCCCCCAUCCCUGCCGCUGCUAGCCCUCCGCUCUCAGAAACCCAGCAGCUCUGUGGAUCUCUGGGGAGCUUUGGGCGUAGGCUGAGGCUGAGGAAGUUGAAUCCUAAAGAGGUCAAGGCCAUGCUCUUCCUGCGAGAGAUCAUCCAUCGCCGUCAUCAAUUGGAGCACAAGGAGAUCAUGCCAACCGAAGCGUUCGAGAAGCCAACGCGAAGAGGCAAGCUCUGGGAAUGGGCGUUCGAUUGUCUGGACGCGUUGACUCUAAUUGCGGGGUUUCAGACCGGAAGAAAAUCCUGGGGAUACUGGGGGAGGAGCAAUUGA
Fonsecaea erecta is the source of this 891-nucleotide messenger RNA. RefSeq lists its product as hypothetical. The coding region runs from base 1 to 891 and encodes 296 amino acids. The transcript has a single exon. The record is from RefSeq and is a predicted model, not a curated record. NCBI's taxonomy places the organism in Eukaryota, Fungi, Ascomycota, Eurotiomycetes, Chaetothyriales, Herpotrichiellaceae.